AUGCUAAUGCUGAACCAAACAGACCUGACCCCAGUCUCAUUCAUUCUUAAUGGGAUCCCAGGACUGGAGAACAUGCACAUGUGGAUUUCCUUCCCAUUCUGCUCCAUGUAUGCUGUGGCUGUGAUAGGGAAUUGUGGUCUCCUCUACCUCAUCUGCUGUGAAGACUCCUUGCACAGGUCCAUGUACUACUUCUUGGCUAUGCUUUCCCUAACUGACCUUGUCAUGUGCACUACUACAAUCCCUAAAGCUCUCUGCAUCUUCUGGUUCCAUCUUAAGGAAAUCAGCUUUAAUGAUUGCCUUGUCCAGAUGUUCUUCAUCUACACCUCAACAGGGAUGGAAUCUGGGGUUCUCAUGCUUAUGGCCCUAGACCGCUAUGUGGCCAUCUGCUACCCACUGCGUUACUCUACUAUCCUCACUAAUCCUGUCAUUGCAAAAGUUGGGCUUGCUACUUUUCUGAGAGUGGUGUUGCUUGUCACUCCCUUGACUUUCAUUAUCAAGAGACUACCCUAUUGUAGAGAGAAUAUACUAUACCAUACCUACUGUGACCACAUGGCUGUAGCCAAGUUAUCCUGUGGAAGUAUCAAAAUCAAUGUUAUCUACGGUCUGAAAGUUGCCCUCCUGAUAGGGGGUUUUGACAUCCUGUGCAUCACAGUCUCCUACACCAUGAUCCUCCGAGCAGUGAUCAAUCUCUCUUCAGCAGAUGCUCGACAGAAGGCCUUCAGUACCUGCACUGCUCACAUCUGUGCCAUUGUUUUCUCCUACAGUCCAGCCUUCUUCUGCUUCUUUUCCCACCAAUUUGGGGGUCACAAGAUCCCUCCAUCUUGCCACAUCAUUGGCAAUAUUUAUCUGCUCUUGCCUCCCACUAUGAACCCUAUUGUGUAUGGGGUGAAAACCAAGCAGAUACGAGACUGUGUCAUAAGUAUCCUUUUGGGUUCUAAGGACAUCAAAUCCCACAGCAUAUGA
Messenger RNA from Mustela erminea (ermine), 963 nucleotides. Its product is annotated as olfactory receptor 52N4-like. Gene Ontology annotation, molecular function: olfactory receptor activity; G protein-coupled receptor activity. Lineage: Eukaryota; Metazoa; Chordata; Mammalia; Carnivora; Mustelidae. The record is from RefSeq and is a predicted model, not a curated record. Gene Ontology annotation, biological process: G protein-coupled receptor signaling pathway. Gene Ontology annotation, cellular component: membrane.